Messenger RNA from Gasterosteus aculeatus aculeatus (three-spined stickleback), 1776 nucleotides. RefSeq names its product lysophosphatidic acid receptor 5b (gene lpar5b). The record is from RefSeq and is a predicted model, not a curated record. Gene Ontology annotation, molecular function: lysophosphatidic acid receptor activity. Lineage: Eukaryota; Metazoa; Chordata; Actinopteri; Perciformes; Gasterosteidae. Gene Ontology annotation, biological process: positive regulation of Rho protein signal transduction; phospholipase C-activating G protein-coupled receptor signaling pathway. Gene Ontology annotation, cellular component: plasma membrane.
AGGUGGGUUUUCCAGAGGACGUAGUCGCGUAGUUCAGGUGAUGUGUUGAUAAACCUCACAAAACCGUGGUGUGACACGCGGCCGCAGUUUGAUAAAGUGUCUCUUCCGUGGCUUCAAACGCCCACGCUGUCUCUGUUUCGCUUGAGUGCCACAGUGCUUUGAACCCUCUGCAAGGUGCUUCCUGUUUUCUAGACUCUCCUCUGAUUCUGCGUGAGGCAACAGCGCUGGUUCACGCUGGUCGGCCCAGAUGUGAUCGGAGAGAAGUCGGUUGUGGUCUCAGUCGCAGUUACUUCAACCCUCGUUUCACCCGGGUGCUUCUCGGCGGGGGUUGGGGGAAAAAAACGACAUGCUAAACGCCACUCUGGAGGACGGCGGCGCCGAGCGGGACAUGAGGAGCCCGGCGUACGCCGCCUUGUUCGGCUCGGUGGUGGCCCUGGGUCUGCCGUUCAACGCCGCGUCCUUGUGGAUCCUGGUGCGGCGCCACAGCCUCAAGUGCCCCUGCGUCAUCUUCAUGGUCAACCUGGCCGUGUCGGACCUGUUGCUCGUCGUCACCCUGUGCAUGAGGGUCUACUUCUACACCACGGGGGUCUGGCCUCUGGGCAACAUGGCGUGCGUCUGGACCACCAUGCUGUUCCGCAACAACAUCCGCUCCAGCUCCAUCUUCAUCACCUUCAUCAGCGUGGACCGACUGCUGGCGGUGGUCUACCCUCUGAGGUCCCGCCAUCGCCGGACGGCGUCCAACGCCUGCAGGGCCGCCGUGGUCGUUUGGCUCUUCGUGGUGGCGAUGAACGUGGAAGAGGGGCUAGAGUUCUCCGCAUUCCUCAAGGACUACAACGGGUCCAGCUGCUUCGAAUUCCGGGAGCAGCCUCCUCAAGGGUCGGUGAUGGCGUACUGUCAGCCCGUGCUGGUGCUCACCAUGCUGGCCGUCAACAUCGUGUCUACCGCUCUGGUGUCUCUGACCCUGCGCACGCGCUCGAAGGGCUCUGCCGGGAUCAAAAACAAGGUGAACGUCAUGCUGAUCUUCGCCAUGAACCUGGCGAUGUUUGCCGUGUUUUUCCUGCCCGUGUCGAUGGCGGUCUUCUUUAAAGAGGGCUGGAGCCGUUUCCGAACGCCGCUGAUUUGUCUCGCCAGCGUGAACUGCUGCCUGGACCCUCUGUUGUACUACUUCUCCUUCGACGGCUUCUGGAAGACAAAAGAGGACGUGGACACGAGUAACACGAGAGAGUAGACGGGGACAGUGUGCGUGAAUGCAGAAGUUUAUUUUGGGAAUACAAUUCUCAAUGUUUGGAUUCCGAGCGCCUCGUUUUAUUGAUGGUAACUUGGUCUGUGAGAAAGAGAAGGAGGGUUCUUCAACCCACGGGCUGCGCAGGCUGCAAAGUCUUGUUUCUCUUCCACUGAGCGUCUCCGUAUAGCCGCGUCCGCCACGACCUCCAUGUGCGUCCUCGUGCACCGGCCGGUCCAACCGGGGGGUUUACUCAUGAUCAAAUAACCUAAUGAACCUAAAAAAAUAAUCAUGCAUUCAUUCUGAAUUAGGUUGGAAAAUGUGACUUACAAAUGUUUAAUUAACUUUAGAUAAAUUUGUUUAUUGACAAAAGAUAAGUUGUUGUUUUUUUUGCAAAAUUGCUGUAUGACGUUUUCUAGUGUUUUAGUAUAAAAAUAAAACAUCUGAAACAUUUCUUGCAAGCAGCAAAUGGAAUUAAUGUGAAAGUCAAUAUAAUCAAUUAAUGAAUCAAAUUGUAUUAAUUCAAACAAAAUUAAACAGAGUUCAAAUGCGAA